Messenger RNA from Cricetulus griseus (Chinese hamster), 4607 nucleotides. The record is from RefSeq and is a predicted model, not a curated record. Lineage: Eukaryota; Metazoa; Chordata; Mammalia; Rodentia; Cricetidae.
GCGGGGCCGGCGCGCUGCUCCCUGCUGGAGCUCCCGCCCGAGCUGCUGGUGGAGAUCUUCGCCUCGCUGCCCGGCACCGACCUGCCCAGCCUGGCGCAGGUCUGCAGCAGGUUCCGCCGCAUCCUGCACACCGACACUAUCUGGAGACGGCGCUGCCGCGAGGAGUAUGGCGUUUGUGAAAACCUGCGGAAGCUGGAGAUCACAGGCGUGUCUUGCCGCGAUGUCUAUGCAAAGCGUAUAAACCCUCGAGUGAAGUCAGGACGCUUCAUGAAAAUUCUCCCUGAUUACGAGCACAUGGAGUACAGAGAUGUGUACACCUGCCUGCUUCACCGAUACAGACACAUUUUGGGGUUGUGGCAGCCAGACAUCGGGCCUUAUGGAGGACUCCUGAACGUGGUGGUGGAUGGCCUGUUCAUCAUCGGCUGGAUGUACCUGCCUCCUCAUGACCCCCACGUUGGUGACCCCAUGCGAUUCAAGCCACUGUUUAGAAUUCACCUGAUGGAGAGGAAGUCAGCCACGGUGGAGUGUAUGUACGGCCACAAAGGGCCCCACAACGGCCACAUCCAGAUUGUGAAGAGAGAUGAGUUUUCCACCAAGUGCAACCAGACAGAUCACCACAGGAUGUCCGGUGGGAGGCAGGAGGAGUUUCGGACGUGGCUGAGGGAGGAGUGGGGCCGCACGCUGGAAGACAUCUUCCAUGAGCACAUGCAGGAGCUGAUUCUGAUGAAGUUCAUCUACACCAGUCAGUACGACAACUGCCUGACCUACCGCCGGAUCUACCUCCCACCCAGCCACCCCGAUGACCUCAUCAAGCCAGGCCUCUUUAAGGGCACCUAUGGCAGCCAUGGCCUGGAAAUUGUGAUGCUCAGCUUCCAUGGCUCACGUGCCAGGGGCACCAAGAUCACGGGCGACCCAAACAUCCCUGCUGGGCAGCAGACUGUGGAGAUUGACCUGCAUCGUCGAAUCCAGCUGCCAGAUGUGGAGAACCUCCGCAACUUCAACGAACUCUCCAGGAUUGUCCUGGAGGUCCGAGAGCAGGUGCGGCAGGAGCAGCAGGAGGCUGGCGAGGACCCUGCCCCACUUCGGGAGCCUUCAGCCAAGGGCCCUGAUGGGCCGCAUGCUGCGGACAGCAAAGAGCCUGGCAGUGGAGCUGAGGCAGCUGAGCCGUCGGCCUCAUCUGGGCAGGGGCAGCCAUUUGUGUUGCCUGUGGGUGUCAGCUCAAGGAAUGAGGACUAUCCCCGCACUUGCCGGCUCUGUUUCUACGGCACAGGCCUCAUUGCUGGCCAUGGCUUUACCAGUCCUGAGCGCACUCCUGGUGUCUUUGUCCUGUUUGAUGAGGACCGCUUUGGGUUUCUCUGGCUGGAACUGAAGUCCUUCAGCUUGUACAGCCGAGUCCAGGCCACCUUCCAGAAUGCCGAUGCACCGUCGCCACAGGCCUUCGAUGAGAUGCUCAGGAACAUCCAGUCUCUCACCUCCUGACCUCCACGUGGGCAGAGAGGCUGCACUGGGGCCCGGGGUGGGGGAAGCAUGCACUUGGGAAAUGAACGCACACCUCCUCACUAGGGUCCUGGUUGCCCUGAGACACUUCUUGUAUAGUGUGUAACAUACUCUUGUAUAUUUGAUUUGUUGGUAGCUAUGGAGGAGAGCAUUAAAUAUGGUGGGAAAAAUAGUGGAGCCAGUGUGAAUCUGACAAGCUAGUGGCUGUGGCACAAAGAAUCAAAUGGAUGCCUACAGGUUCUCUGGAGAAAGUGAAUGAGGAAGGGUGGAGUUGCUAGAUGCCAGCCAGAGAGUGUUAUGGCACAGCCACCAUGGAUCAUGGAAAGUGUUCUGCUGCACCUGUUCCCUUGGAUGACCUAAACAGCUACAGCUGGGAAGUAGUCUUAGUGGAGUUGUUGGGAGUAUCAGGCACAGGGAACCUGGAUGGUUUCCAUUUCCUCACUAACUUGCUCAGACAAGGGCAUUCUACAUGACCUGUUUUCCUGUCCUGGUUCAUAGGAGCCACCAAGGAGUGUCACUGCAGUCUCCAUCCUGGCCCCCUGGUGUCCUCUGUGUCAUACCUGCUCCAGUGUUAGAACCAAGCUGUCAGGCCAGCCACUUGCUUGUCCCCAGCAGCCACACACACUUCCUUGUUCCUCCACACAUAUGAUGGAGAGCUGGCACUGCCUAUUUGCCUGUAGGGCCUGCCCUGGCUGGACACCAUGUCCCUGUUGCUUUCAUUUCUUGGUUGUGCAGGUGCCUCUCACGGUGCUGAUGGCAUCAGCAGAGAUGCUUGUGAAGCCCUUCAUAGGCCAAAGGGAGAGGACAGCUCCUUAGACAGUCACACUUCUGUGGAGAGCAUUGCUAAUUGAGGACUCACCUGGUCAAAGACCCUGAGUGCUGGGCCAUGUUAAUGUCUGUAUUUGGGAACCCUUUUUGAGGCCAACAUUAGUGUCUCCAAAAGGGCAGAGACCAAGAGCUCAGACCUUUGGGAACUCCAGCACUUCUAGUGUUGAGCAGACUUCUAGGCUGCCUCUUCCCCCUUGGCCACUCAUCCCUGGGGGCUGUUGCAAGCCCUUGUACUAGGUGUUCAGAACUUAUCCUACUGGUCAGAGACUUUAGAAAGGUGGCAAUCACACAGGGAUGGCUGUACCCUCCCUUACACAAGGGCCUGCAGGCUUGGGAGGUAGUGUGGCAAAGGACCUUUGUGAAUUGGUUUUGGGAUGCUGGCUUUCUGGGGUGCCAUAACAGAACCUGCAGUGAGCUGCCAGGGCUGUGUCCUGACAUCUAGCAUCUUUUGCAGGAUUGAGUCCCAGGCUUUUGUUACUUCCUUUGUUAGUCGUGAGUGUUUAUAUUGUGCCAAAUGAGGCAGGCUCUGGACAGUGAGGACUGUGACUAUGAAGCUUCAGGGACAGUGAAGACCAGGCAGUUGGGCAGGUGGUUUACUGUGUUUGGAGAAAAUCAAGAAUACAUUUUACCCAGGCCCCGAGGCUUGCUGUGAAGAUGCUGUAGUUCAGAAUUUUAUUAAGUGUCCUCAGCCACUUCCAAUUAAGGAGGGGCAAUCACACAUAUUAGCCAACCACACAUUGGCUUUCCUAAACACAUGCCCCAUUUACUGCAGGUGAGUGUUGAUAAGAGCUACUAUCACUGUUGAAUGUAGGUGAGACAGUACUGCCUAGCCAGGCCCAGGUUCUCUACAGGUGACAGGUAGACAGACAUCUUUGUCUCUGGGCCUCCCCAGGUGAGCACUGUUGGCCGGCCUUGUCAUUUUGCUGCUCAGGCUGUGUAGUUCCUGGAAGUCGGAGAGAAGGCCUCCUCUGGUUUUGCACACUUGGCCUGCUCUGCUGUGUGUGGUUGAGGUCAGGCACAAACCUCAGGAAGUUUUUCUAGUGGGGUCAUUCUUUUGCAUGAGGAUGUUGUUGAUAUCUGUUUAGGCAUUGAUGUGUUCAUCCCGAUGCAGUGUCAGGACAUUGGCUACCAUUUCUCAGACGUCUAACAUCUGCAGUCUGUCCUUGGGAGUCCUAGACUCCUUGCUUUGGUCCUGACUCACCUUGAGUCCCUCUAGCAUCAGCUGCCUGGCUGUUUGUGGCAUGUGUUCAGAUCCUGGGCCCUUCUGCUCUGGGCUGUCAGCUCUGCAGCAUCUCUGUACCUCCUCUUGGGUCCUCCCUGUCACCGCAUGUCUACCAAUAGUGUGGGUGCCUGGCAGUGGCUUCUGGCCAGAUGCUGUGCCAGCCAGUCCUUCCUCACAUCAUACAGUGAGCUCGGAGGCACUUGCUGGGAGCUGAGCACGGUUGUGGCUAGGCAGCCAGGGCUCCUCCCCAGCUGUUGGCUGUCUAUCCCAGUCCUCCAGCGGCUCUCUCUGGUUGCCAGGCUUGCUGAGAACAACACAUGUUCACUUUUUAGUACUUGUGGGCACUAGUGGAGAGGAACCAUCCUCCUCAGCUGUCAGGACACCUGUGCUCCCAGUUUGGGGCUCUUUUCCUAGUGCUGCACUGAUGCCAUAAAGCACCUGACCUGUAAUUUGAUGCUGGCCACAGCAUCUGGGUGUGCUGAGCCCCUUCUGCUCCCCACCUUUCUGUCCUGAUGGGGAAGAAUGUUCACUCUUCAUCCUCAGGUCAUCAUCAGCCAUUUGCUGUUAUAGACCAAGUUUGUGGUUCUGGGGAAGAGUGGGAUAGAUGUCUUCUCGGAGAAGCUGUAAACAGGAGGGCAUGGUUUAGAACUUGUGAAUGAGGCACUAGCAUUCACAGCCCCUUGGCCCAUAUGGACAACCUCCAAAGAGGGAUUUAAUGGUGGGUAGCGACACUGAAGGUAACGCAGGACAAUUUCCUUGGUUGGAUCCUUGGUGUUUGCAUGGAGACGAACAACACCGCCAUAAUGUGCUUUUUCUGCCCAAUUACUUGUGCUCACAAGCCUGUUUGGAAAAUGUGGUUUGUCUGGAGCGCCUCCAAGCUCCAGACAGAUGGUGGCUCUUAAAAGCCUUCUCAGGUCAGCUCAGCUUUGCCUAAGGGUCAGGGAAGGGCCCUGAAAAAGUAGCUGCUGUGUGCCUGGUGUCUGAUGUCACCUGUGACACUCACCUAGGACAUGUGGUUGUUUCUCCUUUCAGUUUUCAGUAAACCUGAUUUUGAAGCCUU